GAGAACGUCAACGCUGAGUGCACGUUUAACAUUUUUUACUCAAAUUCCUUCGAGGUUUUAUAGUGCACGUUCAAGCGAUUGUACUCAGAUCAAUGGGAAUCAACAAAAUUAAAUCAGCGUGUAUGAUGAAAGUGACAGCAGCAGUGACAGAACAAAACACAAAAAAAGAAAGACGCGGUUAAACAGCAGUAACUGUUAAAAGUUAAAAAAAAAUUGGAGCCUUAACCUGAUUGGAAUAAUUGUAUAGAUAAUUGGCGAGUUUGGCCAGAAAAAUCAACGUCACACUAUUGUAAAAGCUUCCUUGUUAUACCCAAAUCGGCAAUGGAACCAAUGACCCUUGGAAGCCCCAGCGGAAGUCCGUCGGUAAGCAGUAGCGGUUAUCUUCCUUCGUUUUUGAUGGGGGACCAGCAGACGACGCCCCGGGCAAACACUCUUUCGCCAACGAAAGGCAGAAGUUCCCUUGCGUUCGUGCAGUCGCCAUCGGCCGGUGGAUUUGGCGCGCAGUCUCCGUCAGACUUUGGGAACCGCAGCACGACUGCCGGCCUCUCCCACAAGUUUCCCAUGGGAGGUGGUCCGAAUCUGAACCAAACAGGGCCACUCAACCACAACACGAGCGUGGGACCACCAACGCAGGGUUUAUUUGAUUCGUUCCGGAACGAGAAGCAAAUGUUCCAGACGCCGACGAAACCGUUCUCAUCCAACCAGCAGCAGCAGCAACAGUCGAGAUUGGCCGAGGCUACGUCACCGGGAGGGUUCAACCAACAGGGAACGAACGAUUCGUACCUCAAUCGAAGUGGCUUCAAUGUUUCUCGGGUCAUGUCGCCGAUUCCGGUCGCCAAGGAGCAGGAUUUCAUCUCCAACAUGUCUGUGAUGUCGCCGCUGUCCCAGUCCCACCAGGGCCUCUCGCAAACCCACACUUCUGGUAACGAUUACUGGAUUACGGUGUUUGGCUUUCCCCAGUCGGCUUCAUCUAUGAUUUUGUCCCACUUUUCGCAAUGCGGUGCCAUCAUCGACAAGGUCUUUGCCACCCAAAACGGAAACUGGGUGCAUUUGCGAUUCAGCUCACGGCUCGAGUGCGAUAAAGCGCUUAAUUACAACGGCAAAAUCAUCGGACAGAACCUCAUGCUGGGUGUGCAGUACUGUAACGAUCCGGUCGUUGUCGGGAAGGAAAACUGCGACGAUCGCAACCAAUUCUCCCUGAAUAGAGUUCGGUCGCUGACCCACAUAGCUUACAAAAAUGCGCAGCAAACGGACGUGGUUCCAAGUCCGACGGCACCGAAAAGAAGCGCCGGUAUUGUCAACAAGGCCAUGGAUUUGUUUUUUGGAUGGUAGGUUUGUGUUCUUUUCCGUUGGAUAACAUUGUGGUCUAAUGAUAGGUGUAGAAGGCAAACGAUUGUAAUCAAUAAAUCGACGGAGUUUUUGUUCAGAAGAUUA
Messenger RNA from Culex pipiens pallens (northern house mosquito), 1434 nucleotides. RefSeq names its product nucleoporin Nup35 (gene Nup35). Gene Ontology annotation, biological process: nuclear pore organization; regulation of DNA-templated transcription; NLS-bearing protein import into nucleus. Gene Ontology annotation, cellular component: nuclear pore nuclear basket; nuclear pore central transport channel; nuclear membrane. The transcript is spliced from 2 exons. The coding region runs from base 322 to 1332 and encodes 336 amino acids. The record is from RefSeq and is a predicted model, not a curated record. Gene Ontology annotation, molecular function: single-stranded DNA binding; phospholipid binding; structural constituent of nuclear pore. NCBI's taxonomy places the organism in Eukaryota, Metazoa, Arthropoda, Insecta, Diptera, Culicidae.